This is a messenger RNA of Symbiodinium sp. CCMP2456, 1305 nucleotides long. NCBI's taxonomy places the organism in Eukaryota, Dinophyceae, Suessiales, Symbiodiniaceae. The record is from the annotation of a GenBank genome assembly.
AUGAUCACCAUUCCUCUCGAGUUCUUCCCCUUGACGGAGUUUGCAUCGCAUGUGGACAACGUGGCCUUGGCUUCCUUGGUUUUCUGGAUGCUCGACGUUCCCCUGCACUUGGUCUUCGGCGUGCAGAUGGCUGGUGUCACGGAAAUGCGGCCCAAGAAGCUCUUCAAGCUCUACCUGCAGUCCUGGUUUGCGGUGGACAUGAUGAUCAUCUUCGUGGAUACUGUGGUGCUUACUUUGAAGUUCAUCUACUAUGCCGACCCGAAUCCAGUGUUUCGUUCUGGCCGUUUCCUUCGCAGCUUGCGGAUCAUCCGCUUAGUGCGGCUGAUCCGUGUAGCAAAGUUGGAGCGCAAGGUGUCCUUCGUCGCGAACCGCCUCCUUUCGACGUACUCUCUGAUGGCGUUGAAGGUCUGCGGCUAUCUUGCUGUCAUGCUGGCCAUCAACCACCUGAUCGCAUGUGGCUGGUAUGGCGUGGCCUACUGGACCAGCGACUUGGGCAACUGGCUCGAUGGUGCCAGUAUCAACGCGGACUCCACGCCGGAUGCUUACGUUGCCGCGAUGCAUUGGUCGCUCACGCAGUUUACUCCUGCGACGAAUCCCAUAGCUCCGUUCAACGGCUGGGAACGGUUCUAUGCAAUCUGGGUGAUCCUCCUUGCGAUGGCGUCCUUUUCCUCCUUUAUUGGAUCCAUCGGUUCCACUGUCAGCUCCAUGCGGGCGGCCCGGCGGGGGCAGAUUUUGGAACAAGGCAAACUGGAGCUGUUCUUUACCGAGCGACAGCUGUCCCUGGCCCUCUUCAGCAAGGUCAAGGCCGCCCUGCGCGAUGAUCGGCGAGAACAAGUUCGACUCCGGGAAGGCGAGGUGAGCUUGAUCCAAGGCAUUCCGGAGAGGUACAAAGUCGAACUCCACAAGGAGAUGUUCAUGCACGCGUUGGCGCAAGCGAACAUUUGGCCACGGUGGAUUCAGCGUGAGGAGCCCUACUUCUACAGCAGCGUCUGUCAUCAGACCAUGACUGAACAUGCAUGCAGAGCCGGGCAAGAUGUGUAUCUUCCACGGACCUCGUGCUGCAUCGUCUAUGCGUUGCAGACAGGCUGCAUGGAGUUCGUCGACGAUGACGUGAAAACCAAGCCUGUCGAAUGCGAGCCAGACACAGUGAUGGCGGUGAUUUGCCUGCCGAGCCUUUGGACCGAGUGGGAGCACACCGGCCGGCUGACUGCGAAGAGUGGGGUUUGCCAUUAUGCCGGAAUCGACUGCAACGCCUUCUGCAACCUGGCAACGAACUUCGGCGGAAAGCUCUGCGAGUACCUGAAG